CGUCGCCCGCUGCCCGCUCCCUCGGUCCCAGGUUAAGCGGGCAGGAAGGCGGCUCACCCCGGCCCGGGGAAGCCUCGGGGAGGGCGGCCGGCCCAGGCAGUUGACAGACCCGAGGCCAACGGCAGCGCCCGACCCCCCCUCUGCGGCCCUCGGCGGGGCCUGCAGCGGGGCGCUGAGGGCCUGCGGGCCGGGCCGGGCCGGGCGGACUCGCCCCCGGGGCCCGGCGCUGCCUGGCAGCCGCUCGCCCCGCGCCCCCUCCCCGUGGGCCGGGUUAUGCGAGCGGCUCGUCCCCCAGCAGCGGCCGCAGCAGCAUCUGCGGGGCUCCCGCCCCUGUCUCCGCCCCGCUCCCAGCGCCCGAGAGGCAGGCGGUCGGCGGCGGCAGCGCGAUAAAGCAAGUUUUGUCUGCUGCGAGGGGGGCGGCGAGGUCCCACCGCCCUCCGCGGCCGCGGCCCGGCACCAUGGCCGCGGCGCUCCCGGGGCAGGCGGCAGCCCCCGCCGCGGCGACGGCCCCCCGCUAACCUCUCCUCGGCAGCGGGAGCGGCCGCGGCCGCCUCCGCCGGCCAUCCGGGCCGCGACUGCCCGCCGGAGAGCGCGCAGCUCCGCGCCGCUGCCGACCGCCGAGGAGCGGCGGCCCCCCCUGGCCCGGCCCGGCACCAUGUGGGGCGGGCUGCACCCCCAGCUCGGCUUGCGCGGCUUUAAGGCGGGCUCAGAUUAUUCCUCAGUGGGAUGGUUACCUGGUACUGAAUCCCUGUGGCAGUCCACAACUAUUUCAUCAAGCAGUCAAAGCAAUCCUGUCAGAAGACACAGUAUAGCUUCCGACAGCGGGGACACUGGGAUUGGUACCUCCUGUUCUGAUAGUGUGGAAGAUCAUUCAACUUCAAGUGGUACAUCCUCGUUUAAGCCCAGCCGAUCACUGGUUUCUAUUCCCACUGCCCAUGUGAUGCCGUCUAAUGCCAGCUCUUCGCUUUCCAAACACAGGGAAGCUUUCAAGUCUGAUGGCUCAAAAUGGAGUACAAGCUUUGUACGGUCAGGAGGAGGCCGAAAUCAGGGUGCCCUGGACAAUUCUCUUGACAUGAAAGAUGCAAGACCUGUAAGAAAAUGGUCCUCCUUGUCUAAACUCAGCUCACCAAAUACCUUCAGCCAAGAUGGUAGUAGUCACUCGGUGGACUCCAGAGCUAGUACAGACAAAGCUGUGUCACCACAACUAAGGACAAAUGGGCCGGGUUGUUUGCACGAUAGCAUGGAGUUGCUAAAAAUCGAGGACAAAGAAAUUGGGAAAAAGCGAUCUUCUCUACUGGACUGCAAAUACAAAUUUGAAACGUGCAGCAAAGACGAUUUUGUUUCAGAUUCCUCAAGUAGGAGACAUGCCUUAGACUUGACCUACAGUGCCUUACCCGAAAGCAAACCUACGGCAGCCGGUUGUGAAGCCUUCGGACAGAGAUAUGCAACUCUCGGACAACAGGCUGUGAGUGGAGCUCCCAUACAGCCAGCAGUGAGGACUCAAAUGUGGCUUAAAGAGCAGUUACGUGCAAAUCCCCUGGACUGCAGGACUGCUGAGGAGCCCUACGGUGUAGCUGCGUGGCAUGUGCAGCAGCUUGAAGAUUUUAGAACAGGUGACCAGCCUGUGCAGGUUCCGACUGGAACAUCUCGUCAAAGUUACCCAGCUACCAGCUAUCAGGACUUCAGCAACUGGGAAUCUCUAAUGAAAAUUAAAGAGGGGCUGCUGAGACAGAAGGAGAUUGUGAUUGAUCGGCAAAAGCAGCAAAUUAACAAUUUACAUCAGAAGAUAAGGGAGAAUGAAUUACGAGCUCAACAUGCAAGACUAAGCCAUCUUGUGAACUGUGAAGAACCUUACAUGACUAAUUUGCAGCAACCACAGUAUGAGAGCACACCACUGCAACCUCACGUUUCAGAAAGAUCAACAUCCCACCUUGAGGAGCUUGAGCGAAAGAUUGCAGCAGCUGAGAAUAAGGAAUUACAACUCAGUGAAUUUGUAAAGCAAAUUUCAAACAAAUCUAGUGAGGAGAAAAAGAAGAUGGAGGAGAAACUUAAAACUAGAGACCGAUAUAUUAAUAGCCUGAAAAAGAAAUGCCAGAAAGAGUCUGAGCAAAACAAAGAAAAACAAAGACGAAUUGAAACCUUAGAAAAAUAUCUGGCUGACCUACCAACGCUGGAUGAUAUAGAAGGCCAGACUAAACAGCUGCAAAUUCUAGAAGAGAAGAACAAGCAACUUCAGGAAACUAUGACUGAGUUAGAAAAGAAGCUCGGAGAGGCCCGAUCGCAGUGCAGAGAGAGAGAAUUGCAACUGGUGUGUCAGAAGAAAAAAGAAAAAGAACUGGUCACAACAGUACAGAGUUUACAACAGAAAGUAGAAAAAUGCCUGGAAGAUGGUAUUCGCCUUCCCAUGUUGGACACAAAACAGCUUCAGAGUGAGAAUGAAUGUCUCAAAGAAAAGAAUGAGAAAGCCAGUAAGGUCAUAGACAAUCAACAAAAUCAGAUAGCUGGACUGAUUUUAGACAUGCAGUCUAUGCAAGAGAAGCUUUUGCAAGAAAAGCUGAUAGUUCAGAAGAUGACAAAUGAGCUUGAAGAAAAAGAAAGGAAUAUAGAGCAGUUAAAUAAAACUCUCUCUGAAAACCAAAGACUGAUGGAAGAGAAUGCCUGCCUGAAGGAGCAAAUGCGGCAGGUGGAGCAGUCCAGGCAGCCAGUAUCUGAGAAGAUGCCUAUAGCAGACCAGUUGUUCAAGGAAAUGUCCCAUUGCUUGUUUGACUUGAAAGCACUGUGCAGUAUUCUCACCCAGAGAGCUCAGGGCAAGGAGCCUAACCUUUCCUUACUGCUGGGAAUCAGAUCACUGAGCUGUUCAGCUGAAGAGAAUGAGAAUUACCACAGCACAGAAACGCUUUCGAAGAAGCUCUUGGACGUUUGUCAGUUACGAAAGGAUAUUGAUGAAUUAAGGACUAUAAUGUCGGACCGUUAUGCUCAGGACAUGGGGGACAAUUGCAUUACUCAAUGACAACAUUUCAUCUAGUAGCAAAUGACUUAUUAAAUGCUGCUGUGUCACAGGUCUUUGCAUUUCUAUUAAGGAGCCAUAUUGGAAGACUGCAAAUAGCGCCGCAUGUGCAUCUCUCUGAAGAUUGUGCAUAUUUUAACUUGGGAGUCUGGUGGGGAGAGCAGAGUCAUCGUUUGAACAGAGUGGUACAAAGUACAAGAAGUCUUUUCUCCAAACUACUGAAUGUAGGAGCAAACUGUGAAGAAUGAUUCAGUUGGAUACUCUGUUUCCUUCGUUAGGUCUCAUUUUAUUACUUCACCUAGUUUCUGGAAUCAGAGCAUCAAAACAGCCGUGCUGCUACUCUCUCAGUCCUUUCCUUCUUCAAGGGUUUGUAUGGCAUUAUCUGUGUUCUGAAAUUAGAGCAGAGGGUCGAAGGAUCUAUAGCUGUGUGUGGUGAAAUUGGAGGCUUCUGCAACUGCACUUCGCUCUAAGAAUUGCAAUUGGAACAAUUUUGGAGCACUACAAAAAGUAGUUGCUCUUCAAGUUGCCUAAAAAAUUUGAUACAGGAAAGAUGUUGGUUUUAGUAAUAGGUGUCUAGCUUGUUUGCCCAAUAGCAGAAGAAAACCAAGUUUUAACUCCUUAAUGCAAAUGAAUUCCAUAAAAUAUAGCACUAUCAAAUUGUUUUAAGCACUCUCACAUUGCUGUAAGAAGUUUCAGUAAUAUGAAGUCUGUGACAAACCCAGAGAAGCUGGAAGGCAUGAAACUGCAGCAAAGUAUAUGGCUGUCAGGGGAGGAAAAAAAAAAAAACCACAAACUAUUUUAGUGUUAGGUCAUCUCCAUUUUAAAAUGUGGCUGGUCUGUGUUCCAUUCCUGAAGGCCUCUGAUGAGGUUGUGAACCACCUCAAUCGAUUUUUACCACAGCUACAAAACGGGUGUUUGGCACUUGGCAAAAUCAGGGCUCAGAACAGAAUGUUUCCACGUAGCAGUAUUAAGUACUCGGUUAUCUGAGGACUGCAAAAUUUUCCACGUUGUUUGGGAAUUCUUAAUUUCUCCAUUUAUGUAGGAAGCAAUUACAGUAAAAAAAUAAGAUCAUGUUCCAUAGUUUAUUCAGUGAGUGUCACUUGGCAGUGGUGUUUCACUCCUGUGGGACAGAUGACAUUAAUGCUUCUAAUUUCCUGGAACAUUACUGCAAGUUAGCUACACAGUUAUGCAUGGUGUAAAUAGUAUUUAACUGAAGGAAACAAAAAACUUGCAAAGAGCAAACACACUCUUAAAUCACGCUGUUAAGAAAAUACAUGAGCAUCAGUUACAUAUAUGGUAUUAAAAGGAAGUUUCAAAUGAGUAAGGUGCAAGCCAGUCAACUGACUCGUAGUGUGGAUAACAGCAGAAAUCUCUUAGAAAGCUUAGUGGUUAGAACCAAGUAAAUUCUAGGGUUACAUUUCUAUGGCAAAAGUGUUAGUAUCUUCAGUUUUCUGAUUAUAUUUAUGUUAAUAGAAAAAAAGGUAUAGCAAUGUAGACUGGUAACCGGUUUUAACUUGGUGAUGUUUUGCUUUCUGUUCAUUGCUAAACAGUUACCGUUGUUUUUAUAAUUUAGUGAUUUAAUUUUUUUAGCUAUAUGGACUUAUUUAUUUGACAGUUUUCUCUAUCCUGAACCUACACAUGGACUAAUUUGUGAAAAAUAUUGUUGCUAUUUGUAUUAUUGCUACAUGGUGUUUUCAGAUAGAUUAAUCUGACUGGUUCAGCUCCUGUGAGCACUAAAACAGUGGCUAGAUGAAAUGUCAAGUGAAAUUGCCCAGUGUCUCUACUUCAAGGUAAAAAAACAAGGCCAUUUCAUUUUAAAUUUCUGUGUUCUUUCUGUAGGUUUGAAGGUGUACUGUUAUACUAGUGCAAAACUGAAAACACGGAUCUCCGCACAAAUGGGCUUACACAGUCUCCUGUGGCUCUAACAGCAUUGGCUUUAGUGACUAGGGCCUCAGCUCGUUCCUUUGGUGUAGUUCAUCAGUUUUGUCCUUGCAGUGAAGUAAUAGUCUCCAGUUUAUGGCAUCUGUCUCAUAACAGAAUUCAACAAUAACAUUUCAGAUAAUAAAGUAGGUGUUUCCUCUCUCCCUAAUACUUUUAAGUUGCACAUUAUUAUUUCCUUAGAUGGAAAUGUUGUACCUAUAAAAAAUUACCAAGCAGCACAUUUUUCUAAAUUUGUUGGAAAUAACAAGGAGUUUAAUAGAGUGAUUAGAGAGGAGCAGGAGAUUUUUUGAGUCACUUUGAACUAUUAAGCUGGUCACUUGGCUGGUGUGCCUCCAUUGCCCCUUCUGUUAAAUGGUGAUACUGUACUGCAGAGUUGAGAUCAGUAAUUUAUAUUUGCAAAGCACUUCAGGAGCUUUUAUGCUCUUCAAGUAUUAGCUGAAAGUCCCUCAGGAAGGAGGUCCCAUUUUAUUUCUAAUACUUUGAUUGCAGUGCUGUAAUCUUGCAUUGUAAUAUUUUUAUUACGGAACCUGUAAUAUUUAUGUUGACUUUAAAGCACUUGAUUUUAAAAAAACCCUGAGUUUAUCUGCCUCAGUCAAAUUAAAGUAGGGAGGUAAAUGAUGGAUGUAUGAGCCAAAGAUGCAGACUACCAAUUGACUAUCUAUAGUGAUACAGUAUUUUGCUUUGAUUUGUUAAAAUUUGGCCUGUUGUAGUAGUAGCAGUUACUAUAUAUGCAUCAGUUUACCGAUGCCUCUAAAUGGAAUAAGCUUUGUCUAAGAUAUGCAUGAUUGUUUAAUUGGUUAAAAUGUAGUGUGUGUGGUCUCAGCAUAUUUAAUACAGAGUUGAUUAAUGAAUGUUAGCAGUGGAAUUGCUCAGAUUUAGUCAUGACAACUUUUUGCUGUAGCUAUUAGACAAUCUCAAGGGCUGAAAAACAACCGCUAAUGAAUGGAUACUGUGCCGUUCUGGCUGUCAGCAAAUUUGUACAGUAAUUUUUUUGUACAGUUUCAGAUUGCAUCUAUACAAUCCUUUAGAAGAUAUUUACAGUAACUACUGUAUUCAAGAAUGUAUUUUGAAAAAGACUUGGAAAGUAACUGUCUUCGGGCAAGCUAUAGAUGAUGCUAUGUAUUUACUAUAUAGAAGUAACACAGCUCAGUUGUGUAAACGUGAUUUAGGUUGCUAGCCUCAGCUGUGCAGCUUUGUAGUGUGAUAGUUGUGUGGAAUUGUGGAGAUUGCUGUAACCACCCACUCGGGCUCCGGCGUUCAAAACUGCCGGUGGCCGUGAAGUCAUUACAAGAGCUGAAAGUUUGUCCUUUUCACUUCAAAAGGUUUCCUUCCUUCCUUUGCCCUUGCUUGCCCGCCUUUUGUUUCAAAUGGUUUUUUGGACGUUUUUCUUGCAGGGUAAGAGCACAAGGAAAGAAAGAAAGCAAACCCCUUCUUCCAUGACCUGCUGCCCUAGCACAGGCAGUGACGGCACGCUGCAGUCUCUCCGCAUGGGCAUAGCUUGCUCCAGUUUUCCUCAUCCUUAUCAAUGAUGUUAUGCAGGUGGAGUUGGAGGUAUAAUUGGGCUCUUCUCAUUGAUGUGAUGAGCUCUGUCAUGAGUGGGGAGAAGAUCUUCUGAACUAAUCUGCAUUCUUACACUGCAAACAAAUCGAUGGUUAUUAUCUAAAGGGAUGAUCUAUUCCGGUAGCUCAUUAGCAAUAUUAAUUCCACAGCUGCAUACCUUUGUGCCUUUUUUGCCUGAAGUAAGUGUAUAUCCCCCUUGAACUUUAGAUAAGUUGUUAGGAUGCUGAUGACUGCACCUUGUUUUCCUCUUACCUGCCGAUAUUUUGUUUAUAAGCUUUUGCAGUAAGAACUCUCGCAUAAUGUCUAGAAACAGAAGUACUCUAAACUAGGUACUAGGUGUACACUUUGAAUGUUAGGCUGGUUGUAGUAUGCAGCUUUUUUCAAUAUGAAGCAUGAGCAGGAAACUCAAAUCAUAAUGUGUUUAUUUUGUGUAUAUUAAUUACAGUAUAUCAUUAGUUCAGUGGGGAGGAGUGUCCGGAGCUAUCUUUUAAAAGCACAGCUGACAUAUGUACUGGAUCAGUCCCUGAAGACUGGUAGUUUUGUAAAUUGGGUUCAAUUUUUGAACUGCUCAGAAUACCUCAUAUGUAAAUAGAGUUGUCAUGACUUAAUCACAAUGUGUUCAUUGUAAAAAGUAAAGGAGCCACUGGCUGGCUCAGCUUUAGGCUUGUUGUUCUUGCCUCUUUUGUAAUUUUUUUUAAAGUAGGGUUUACAGCUAGAAUUUUGAAUGCCAAAGUUCUAUUUAUUAAAUAAUAAUAAAAGUUUUCAUUGUUAAUGACUGGUAUUUUUCCACUGGAAUUUGUUUGUUGAUGUUUGGGAUUUGUAUCCACAGAGCAAAAAUAAAUUUUGUUACAAAAGUGA
Molecule: messenger RNA, 7366 nt
Organism: Aquila chrysaetos chrysaetos
Lineage: Eukaryota; Metazoa; Chordata; Aves; Accipitriformes; Accipitridae
Gene: CEP85L
Product: centrosomal protein 85 like
Exons: 13
Coding region: 656-3010 (784 amino acids)
Cellular component (GO): centrosome
Source: RefSeq, a predicted model, not a curated record